Messenger RNA from Emiliania huxleyi CCMP1516, 1400 nucleotides. RefSeq lists its product as hypothetical. NCBI's taxonomy places the organism in Eukaryota, Haptophyta, Isochrysidales, Noelaerhabdaceae. The record is from RefSeq and is a predicted model, not a curated record. The annotation marks the transcript as partial. The transcript is spliced from 6 exons.
CAAAGUUCACUCCCCUCCGGCCCAACGAGCCCGCCAUAGUCGCCACCGCCUUCUUCUCGCCCGCCACCGUCCGGCGGCCUUCUUCUCGCGCCUCCCUCUCCGAGCCAGCGUCGAUGCGCUAUCUCGAACUGCCGGACGAGCUCCUGCCGCUGACGCUGCGAGGCCUCUCUCCCGACGAGCUGGCCGUCGCAGCGGCGGUCUGCACGGCACUGCGGCGAGUCUCGGAAGCGGACAGCCUCUGGGCCGACGUCGACCUGCAGCUGCGGCCGUCGCUCUCCGCGCUUCCGCCCGGGCUCAAGCGCCGGCUGGCCGCGACCACGAGCCUGCGCGUGAGCCUGCCGCACCGAGGGUGCAGGGUGCGGCACGCGUUUCUGGCGGCGCAGGGGGCGGACGCGUCGCUGCUCACCUGGUCGUGCGGCGGCCUCUCCGACAGCGGCCUGCUCAGCCUCCUGCAGGCGUGCGGCGGCCGGCUCGUCUCCCUCGACCUGGGCGGGCAGGCGCACCUGACCUCUGCGGCGCUGGUCGACGUGCUCGCGGUCACCUCGCCGACGCUGCAGACGCUGCGGCUGCGAGGCUGCACCGCGGUGGGCGGCUCCUCCUGGUCGUUCCACGUCAAGGCCUUUGGCGUCGACGGCCCGCCGCAGCUGCCGCAGCUGAGGCAUGUCGACUUCUCUCACACGGACGCAACGGACGCGCUCGUCGGCGCGCUGCUGCGGCGGGCGCCUCGUCUCGAGUGCGUGAGCCUCAACUUCCUGGACAAGCUCGGCGACGAGCCUCUGCGGCAGCUCCUUCCCGCCCCGCCGCCCUCGCUGCGCAGCCUCGGCCUGAUGGGGUGCCCGCGCGUCUCGGACUCGCUCCUCCGCUCCCUGCUCGCCGCGCUGCCUGCUUCCUCCCUCCUCUGCGACAUCUCCUUCGUCUGCGAUCUCGCCCCACCCGACGACGAGAACACGCCGCCCGGCGCUGCAGAGGGCCGCGCCGGCGCCGUGCCCGACCCCGCGAGGAGCGCUGCGGCGGCGGAGGCGCUCGACCGGCUGCUCUCGGCGUACCACCGCGAGCAGCUGCGCCAGUAGGGCCGCGCAAAGGGGUGGGGGGGGGGGGGGGGAUCGUCCCCCUUCUGGGAGGGGUUGGGGUGGGGGAGGGGCGAGUGCGCAGGCGAGUGCGCAGGCGAGUGCGCAGGCGAGUGCGCAGGCGGAGCCGCGGGCGGGCGCCUCUUGUGAGGAGCGCGCCGCCGCGGUGUACAGUCCGAGGAGAGGGGGGGGGCUGGGGGAGGCAUGCGGAGCAUCGGAGGACAAGGAGCUUGCCAGCGGUGAGCGAGCUCUGACGUGAGAGGCAUGCCAGCGCCGCGGGACCGGCGCUGGCAGCAUGUACCAUUCCGUGCGUGAGCCGUGACGUGCGGGGGC